This is a messenger RNA of Dichomitus squalens LYAD-421 SS1, 1324 nucleotides long. Its product is annotated as glycerol dehydrogenase. The transcript has 4 exons. The coding region runs from base 111 to 1241 and encodes 376 amino acids. The record is from RefSeq and is a predicted model, not a curated record. Lineage: Eukaryota; Fungi; Basidiomycota; Agaricomycetes; Polyporales; Polyporaceae. Gene Ontology annotation, molecular function: metal ion binding; oxidoreductase activity, acting on CH-OH group of donors.
CAGUAUAAGAACGUGCCCAGCUGGGGAUUUGAUCGACACUACUCCACCGUACACCAUCACCUCCUAUUACUCCCCACCAACAGCACACAGACGAGUACCGAACGUGAACGAUGGUCAACCCAAACAAAGUCACGGAACGCCUCUUCCAGUCUCCUUCCAAGUACAUUCAGGGUCCGUACGCCAUUCACAAUGCGGCGAAGUACCUUGGAAAACUCGGAAAGACACCACUGCUCAUUUGCGAUGAGAUUGUUUGGAGAAUUGCGGGCGAGGAGCUCGUGGGCGCGCUCGAGAAGUCCGACUUCAAGAUCCACCGUAUAGUCUUCGGCGGCGAAGCCUCACGCGAAGAGGUAGACCGCAUCGCGCAGAUUGGACGCGAUAAGUCCUCCGACUUCGUCAUCGCGCUGGGCGGCGGGAAGACGAUCGACACCGCCAAGACCGUCGCAGAUGGCCUUGCGCUCCAAGUCGCGAUCCUCCCCACCACCGCGUCUACAGACGCGCCCUGCUCCGCGCUCUCUGUGCUCUACCGCCCGUCAGGGGAGUUCCACUGCUACACCUUCUUUGACAAGAACCCGAGUGUCGUGCUCGUGGAUACGACAGUCGUGUCGAAAGCCCCUGCGCGCUUCCUCGCGGCGGGUAUGGGGGAUGCGAUCGCGACGAACGUGGAAGCGAGACGGUGCAAGAACAGCACAAACUUCGGAGGCGGACUUCAGACGGAGGUGUCUUCAGCAAUAUGCGAGAAAUGCGAGGAGAUAUUGUUCAAGUAUGGGAAGCAGGCGUACGAGGCGAACAAGGCUCAUGCAGUGACUCCUGCGUUGGAGGCGGUUGUUGAGGCUAACACCCUGCUAUCCGGGCUUGGUUUCGAGUCUGGUGGGCUGGCUGCGGCGCAUGCGAUCCACAACGGCAUGACGGCGAUAGAAGAAUUGCAUGGGCUACUGCACGGCGAGAAAGUCGCGUUUGGAACCAUAUGCCAACUCGUCCUCGAUGGAGUUCCCACCUCCGAGCUCGAUCGCUACAUCGAGUUCAUGCUCUCAGUAGACCUUCCAGUCACCUUCGAACUCCUCGGUAUACCCCACGUGAAGGACGAAGAGCUUCGUCGCGUUGCCGAGCUAUCUUGCGCGGAGAGCGAGACUAUCUGGAAUCUGGACCGAGUAAUCAAUGUCGACUUCGUCUUCGGUGCGAUCAAGGCAGCCGAUGCUGCAGGACGAGACUACAUCCGUAGGACGGGUUGGAAGAAGAACUAGACGGGUCAGGAUGUAUACAUAAUAGCAGUGUAGCGUAAAGUUUAGGAAGCAAUGUCACAGUGUACAGUACGAUGUACAGCGAA